Messenger RNA from Lotus japonicus, 2595 nucleotides. Its product is annotated as protein transport protein SEC23 C. Lineage: Eukaryota; Viridiplantae; Streptophyta; Magnoliopsida; Fabales; Fabaceae. The coding region runs from base 151 to 2439 and encodes 762 amino acids. Gene Ontology annotation, molecular function: zinc ion binding; GTPase activator activity. Gene Ontology annotation, biological process: intracellular protein transport; endoplasmic reticulum to Golgi vesicle-mediated transport; COPII-coated vesicle cargo loading. The transcript is spliced from 12 exons. Gene Ontology annotation, cellular component: COPII vesicle coat; endoplasmic reticulum exit site. The record is from RefSeq and is a predicted model, not a curated record.
GCUGAACAUGGGCAUAUGAAAGUUGUGGAUUAAGUUGGCCAAAUCUAUUCUAGUGUUGAAAGUCCUUGCUGAUCAGCGUGGUCACCAAACAGCCGAAGAGGAACUGAAUUUCAUUCCUCUUUCUUCAAAUCCUCGAACUCGCUUCUAACAAUGGCGGAAUUCGUAGAUCUCGAAUCCCAAGACGGCGUGCGCAUGCCGUGGAACGUGAUCCCCGGCACCAAGCAAGAGGCCACGAACGCCGUCGUUCCGGUGGCGGCAAUCUACACUCCCAUAAAGCACUUUCCCUCGAUGCCCGUCCUCCCUUACACCCCGCUUCGCUGUCGCACGUGCCGCUCCAUCCUCAACCCCUUCUGCAUGGUCGACUUCGUCGCCAAGAUCUGGAUCUGCCCCUUCUGCUUCAACCGCAACCACUUCCCCCCUCACUACGCCUCCAUCUCCGACGACAACCUCCCCGCCGAGCUCUUCCCCCACUACACUACCGUCGAGUACGAUUCCCCCUCCGACACCUCCCCGCACGUGCCCCCCGUCUUCCUCUUCGUCAUCGACACGUGCGUCAUUGAGGAGGAGAUCGGCUUCCUGAGGUCCGCCGUCUCCCAGGCCGUCGAGCUCCUGCCGGAGAAUUCCCUUGUCGGACUCAUCACCUUCGGGACCUUCGUCCAUGUCCACGAGCUCGGGUUCGGUCUUGUCCCCAAAACCUACGUUUUCAGGGGCUCCAAGGACGUUUCUAAGGACCAGCUGCUCGAGCAGAUGAGUUUCUUCGCAAAGAAGCCGAAGCCGGUGGUUGGUGUUGUCGCUGGCGCACGGGAUGGGCUCUCGUCGGAGAGCAUUAAGCGUUUCCUGCUUCCCGCGUCCGAGUGCGAGUUCGCGCUCAAUUCGGUUCUGGAUGAGCUGCAGAAGGAUCCGUGGCCGAUGCCGGGUGAUCAGCGGGCGACAAGGUGCACAAGCACGGCUUUGAGUAUUGCAGCCAGUUUGCUGGGGGCCUGUGUUCCUGGUUCCGCGGCAAGAAUCAUGGCGUUCAUUGGGGGACCCGCGACUGAAGGACCAGCUCCUAUUGUAUCCAAACAACUUUCUGAACCAAUUCGCUCCCACAAGGAUCUGGAUAAAGAUUCUGUGCCAUAUUACCAUAAAUGCGUGAAAUUCUAUGAUGGACUUUCAAAGCAGCUUGUACAUCAGGGUCAUGUACUAGAUCUCUUUGCUUGUGCUCUUGAUCAGGUUGGCAUUGCUGAACUUAAAACUGCUGUUGAAAGGACUGGGGGCCUUGUUGUACUCGCGGAGAGUUUUGGCCAUCCAGUAUUUAAGGAAUCACUUAAACGUGUUUUCCAAUCUGGUGAUUAUGAUCUAGGCCUAUCUUCAAAUGGAAUAUUUGAGAUAAACUGCUCUAAGGACAUUAAAGUCCAAGGAAUUAUUGGCCCAUGUGCAUCUCUUGAAAAGAAAGGCCCAUUAUGCUCAGAUGUUGUUAUUGGUCAAGGAGGUACAAGUGCAUGGAAGAUGUGUGGCCUUGACAAAUCAACAUCAUUAUGUCUGUUUUUCGACAUUGUGAGGAAGGAAAGUCCUGAUGCUACAAUGCAGUCCACAAGCAAUCAAUUUUUCUUCCAAUUCUUGACAUAUUAUCAGAAUAACAGUGGGCAAAUGAGAUUUCGAGUUACCACCCUUUCACGUCGAUGGGUUGCUGGACCAGGAAGCGUGCAGGACUUGAUUGCUGGAUUCGACCAAGAAGCAGCUGCUAUAAUUAUGGCACGCCAAGUGUCUUUCAAAAUGGAAACGGAGGCUGAAUUUGAUCCUAUCAGAUGGUUGGAUAAGGCAUUGAUAAAUUUGUGUUCCCGGUUUGGAGAUUUUCAAAAAGACACUCCAUCUUCUUUCAGUUUGUCUCCCAGGUUGUCGAUAUUCCCUCAAUUUAUGUUUCAUUUACGACGCUCUCAAUUUGUUCAGGUCUUUAACAACAGCCCAGAUGAGACUGCUUACUUCAGAAUGAUUUUAUACCGAGAAAAUGUUGCCAAUUCUGUUGUCAUGGUUCAGCCUUCGUUGAUUUCUUAUUCAUUCAAUUCUGGUCCUGAACCAGCUCUUCUUGAUGUCGCAGCCAUUGCGGCUGACAGGAUCCUGCUUUUGGAUUCAUUUUUCACUGUUGUUAUUUUUCAUGGUUCAACCAUUGCUCAAUGGCGAAAGGCUGGAUAUCAUAAUGAACCCGAACAUCAGGCAUUUGCUCAGUUGCUACGAGCUCCUCAUGAUGAUGCAGAUUUAAUAAUGAAAGAGAGAUUUCCUGUACCUCGAUUGGUUGUUUGCGAUCAGCAUGGUUCUCAGGCUCGAUUUCUGCUAGCCAAGUUGAAUCCUUCUGCCACUUAUAACACCGAAACUUCUCAUCCUGGAGGGGAUAUUAUCUUUACGGAUGAUGUUAGCUUUGAGGUCUUCCUGGAUCAUUUACAGAGAUUAGUUGUUCAAUGAUAUUAUAAUUCAUGCCAUCCGUGAUUUUUGUGUAAAAUUUUCCUUUGAUUGCUGCUUGUACAUUAAGUCCCUUCUAGCAUGCUGUUGUGAUUUUCAAUUAGGGCAAAAUUUUGUAAUUAUUUGAUCAAUGGCAAGAAUAUACAUCUGUUUAAUUUU